Molecule: messenger RNA, 3025 nt
Organism: Solea solea (common sole)
Lineage: Eukaryota; Metazoa; Chordata; Actinopteri; Pleuronectiformes; Soleidae
Gene: gsap
Product: gamma-secretase activating protein
Exons: 32
Coding region: 349-2994 (881 amino acids)
Biological process (GO): positive regulation of amyloid-beta formation
Cellular component (GO): trans-Golgi network
Source: RefSeq, a predicted model, not a curated record
GGCGCUGGAGUGAUGCCUUCCCCGGCCUAUAGCAGUGAUUUCUUUCUCGGCUGUGUGCGUGUGGGAGGAGCCAACACGGAGGUGCAAAGUUACAUUUCCGCAUGUCAAUAAAAACAAGUUUCUAUAUUCAAGAACGAAGAGGAGCACAGGGUAACGCGCACCUGUUUUCUGCACUGCCUUCAAGUUUACACGUAAAGCUCACUUGUCUAGGUCACAUGAUCCCAGUCCCGGCAGGCAGACCGUCACCAGCGGUAAGGCGCUGCCUUCAAAUCCACCUCGGAGUUUUUUCAACCAGGAGAUUUUUUUUGUGGUUUAAAAUCAAGAAGCAGAGCAGACAGACGUGUACACAUGUUGCAGUUAGAGCAACAGUUUGACCUGCACACUGAUGUGGAGUCUGAAAUCUUCAGGAAGGAGGCGUCUGCCUGCAGGGUGACAGAAUACUCCGGUGCAGUGGAUGCUCGUAUCCUGAACAUUGAGAGUGAUGGGGGCAUCCUGUACUCUUGGAAGGGAGCAACAGGGACCACCAGGAUUGGGAAAUACAACUCCAACACCAAACAGAACAAGCUCCUGUACUCGUUUGACAAGCAGGUGUGCGUCAGCAGCUGUUCCCUGAACAUGGAGGAGACGCUGUUGGCUGUCAGCUUGGCACAAAAUGCCCCACCAGAAGAGCGCCUCAGACCAAUGUCAAAGUGUCUCACUCUCCUGAUUGAGAUCCAUCCCAUCAACAACACCAAAGUCCUCAAGGCGGUUGACUGCAGGGUCAAAGUGCAGUUCCUCCACCAGGACACUACCAGGAAGUCGGUGCUGGAGAGUCACCUGCUCCUGCUGACAGAAGAUGGAUAUGUGGAUCUGUACCAUGUUCUGCUGACCAAACAGGAGGGUUACAGAGUGGUGAUGGCGAAUCCCGAGCGCUUGUCCAAAACUGUGGAGAGGAUAGUGGAGGAUUUAAGUUGGGUCCAGUGGGACGGACACACACAAAGACUUUACUAUCUCACACACAAGGACAAGUUCAUCAUGCGGUGCGUUCAGUUCUACUCGCAACACAGCUGCGAAACAAUGAUGGAGCUCCCGUUAGAUUUGCCUGCCAAUGCUUUCCCCACCGUCAAAUUUGUAAGCCUGGGCUUUGAUCAUUAUCAUGUGGAGAGACCAGAGGAGGAGCCCUUGCGCAUGAUAGUGUUCACAAACAGAAUAGGGAGCAUGUGCAUCUGCUACAGCCAGCCUCUCCAAGACAAACAGGAAGUGCUAUACACUGUGGUUUUAGUCCACAAAGACUGCAGCAAGAUGUUCAGAGUUUCUCUGGGCAGCGAGCAGCCGCGGCAGGAAGUCACACACCUUCAUCCGCUUUUCAUCCCUAUGGGUUACUACACACUGGUAUAUCUGCAGGGUCAUUUCCUCCACUGUAUCAACACCAGGCAGGAGGAGAAGCUCUGUCACUCCCUCUUCUUCUCCGGUCACGAUGUGGACCUGGGCCUGCAGUGUCUGGCAGCUGAAGUCACAGUGUUGCAUUCAGAGGAAGAGUCAUGUGGGCAACUGCUGGACCUGGUCAGUGGGAAGAUCCACUCGGCUGAGCUCAGUUCUGCCUACCUGUUGCAGAUCCUGCGAUCAGAGACACCUUCGAGGUGUCGCAGUAGCAGCAGCAGCAGCAGCAGCAGCAGCAGCAGAAGCAGCAGCAAUGUUCACCCUCAGCACCUGGCCGCCCUCCACUGCCUGCUGGUUUACAUGGGAAACGACCCAAGCCUGGAGCUGCAGAUUAUUGAAUGGCUGUGUGACAACGUGAUUGCCUUCGAGUCCUUCGAUCAGAUCCAGGAGUUCAUUCUAGCAUCUUUGUACAGAAUAAGCUACAACAAGUCUGUCAGCCUGGAUAAAGUCCUGCCUUACUCCUCUGUAUUCGACAUGAAGGACGUACCGGUGUGUUUGCUGGAAAUCCCUGGUGUCUUGUGUAGCACUGAGCUGCAUAUUAAGGCUGCGCUGAAAGGAAAGGGUCUCCAUGGUUUCUGGACAGAGCUGCAGUGGAACACAGAGAGGACAAAAUAUCUGGAUGCUGUUCCCAACCCCAGAUACAGAACAUCACACAUAAAGGCUGACUGGGACAAACUGAGGUCUGAAAGGAAACCGUCCAGCCACAUGAAUCACAUUGAGGAGAACACAAAGAAAGUUCUGUCGAUGGUGGAUACCUGGUGUCUCGAUAAGAAGCUGGUGCCACUUUUCCAGGAGGAGGACCAUCAACAGAGGGUGCUCAUAGGCCUGACGGUUGACAAGCUGCGAGAGCAUCUCAACAGGCACCUGCCUCGACUGGGAAAGAAGAAGACUGACUCACUGGUUGUCUGCUAUGUAGCCAAACUGCUGGAACUCAUCAGACACAUGGUGGAGUCAGUCUGGCUGAAGUAUGAACUUGGCCCUCGUGCUCUGUGCUUGAAACAGCAGGCCAGUUCAGCCGAAUGGUCCGUGUUUCACUUCAUGUUUCGGAUCCUGGAGGCCACGAGGGGUCUCUGCCUGCCAUUCCCACCUGGUUUCCACACGCUCGUGGCAGUGUUUGCCGUGCGCUGCCUCCCUCAUCACAUCUUCCUGCAGUACAUUGAUCACGGCUUCCUCCAGCUCACUGAAACAUUUUUGUCUCGGCUCAUGACGGAUUUGGACAACAGCGAUGCCAAUGAGAGACUCAAGUUCAGCAUACUGAAGAGACUACCUGAGCCCAUGGAGCAGAGGAUCUAUCAUAUGUGGGACCAUCCCGUCAGUUCAGCUUCAAUCUCCAGAGAGUACGUCAGGAACCUGCUGGAGAAACACGACAAAAACAAGGGAUUUGCAUUCACUGGCAGAGACAAGUCCAGCUUCAGACCGGAGUUUCUGCCUCUCUCCUACCUGGCAAAAGUACUCUCAGAUAUAGAAGAACAAGCCCUGAACCCUUUCGAGGAGCAGGAGAACGUGGACGCCAGCUUCGUGGAGGAGACGGCCCUGAAGCAGACGCUGAUCCUGCUGGGCUUCGAGGAGAAAUGAAGAAUGUGUGGAGGAAGGCAGGCGGGCGGGC